GGGCGUGCACUUCCUGGUUGUGUAUGUCAACAAAGCUGAGAGUGAGCAGAAGUUUUAAGGCGACGUGUUUAACUCGCUUCUGUCUCCGCCACAAACAUGACUGACCGCGACCUCUCGGCGCUUCUUCUCCCGCUCUGCUCGCUCUUCGUGUCCGCAGCCGCGGACGCGGACGUAACCAAAACCACCGCCGUGACCAACUCCAGCGGCGUGAACUCGACGGUGAGCGGCGGCGCUGGAGGUCAGAGCCGCGGCGGACUGUUCGGCGGCCUCGACGUGGACAGCUCCAUGAUGCAGCGAGCGCUGUACGUCCUGAUCGGAUUCACCAUGAUCGGACUGCUCUACUUCCUCAUCCGAGCUGUGAGGCUGAAGAAGCCUCUGCAGAGGAAGAAAUAUGGUCUGUUGUUGAACGACUCAGUGGAGAUGGAGGCGGUGGAGAGUGAAGACGACGACAACGACACACUGUUUGAAGCUCGCAGCCUGCGCAGAUGAGUGUGACAUCAGACGAUGAGUUGGAGCAGGAGGCGAAGUCUGGUGUCAGCUGAUAUUGAUUAUUGAUCAGCAGAGAAAGAAAUGGACCAAAUAUUCUUGUUAUUGAUCGUAGUUAUUGAUCGUGAUGAAGCCAAAGCAGCAGCUGCUCCAUGAGUCAGCAGAUAAUCAAUAUUUUUUUAUAUCAAUGCAUUGAUCUGUUUUGUUUUGAACUCUGUGCUUGAACGACUCAUGUGAUCAGCUGGGCUCGCCGGAUGGAUUGAUGGAUGGAUGGAUGGAUUUAUUGAUUGAUUGAUCGUUAAAGGGAAAUUCCCACACAUUUGUUUCUGUUUGAGGAAAAUUAUUCUAUAAAAUGAUUUCCAUAACUCGUGGCUCCUCCCCUUUAGAGGAAACGGUCCCGCCCCCUGAGGACGUCACAACGCUGCAUUCACUGUGUCAUUUUUAUUCAUUUAUUAAAAAAAACAAAACAAAA
Molecule: messenger RNA, 958 nt
Organism: Solea solea (common sole)
Lineage: Eukaryota; Metazoa; Chordata; Actinopteri; Pleuronectiformes; Soleidae
Gene: fam174c
Product: family with sequence similarity 174 member C
Exons: 3
Coding region: 97-489 (130 amino acids)
Cellular component (GO): extracellular region
Source: RefSeq, a predicted model, not a curated record